GCGGUCGAGACGGCGGGGCGCAGGCAGGCCAGGUGUCGGCUUCCGCAAAGGUGGUCUGGGGUGGAGACUCGCGCCCACCUUUCUCAGGUGGUAGGCGCCCGUGUCGGGUCGUCCCUGAGGCCAAGGCCCUGCGGGAUUUAAAGGAAGCGCUUUGGGAAAGGACCCUCAGAAGACGAGGGAAAUGCAGACCUGGACUCCUGGAGGGGAGUCCAGAGUGGCCGCGCCGGCGAGAGGCGCCGUCACCCGUUUUCACUUAUCCGCCUUUACUUCGCGUCUACGCGCGUCAGGCGCGAGCCGGGCUUCGUCGUGGCCGCGGCGCAGUGCGCGGGACGGCCAACCGGACACAGCCACGGCACGUGGGGUCGGCGCCGUGCCUGGGGCGGGGGCGGCCCCCCCCAGGGGCCCGCCGAGGUCAAGGCUUGCAGUGGGGUGGGACAGGCGACCACUGCAGUGCCUUGUGCUGUGGUCCUUUGAGGAGCAAUGACGGAGUAUAAGCUCGUGGUGGUGGGCGCUGGAGGCGUGGGGAAGAGCGCCCUGACCAUCCAGCUCAUUCAGAACCACUUUGUGGAUGAGUACGACCCCACCAUAGAGGACUCCUACCGGAAGCAAGUGGUCAUCGAUGGGGAGACGUGCCUGUUGGACAUCCUGGACACGGCGGGCCAGGAGGAGUACAGCGCCAUGCGGGACCAGUACAUGCGCACCGGGGAGGGCUUCCUUUGUGUGUUUGCCAUCAACAACGCCAAGUCCUUCGAGGACAUCCACCAGUACAGGGAGCAGAUCAAACGGGUGAAGGACUCGGAUGACGUGCCCAUGGUGCUGGUGGGGAACAAGUGUGACCUGGCCGCGCGCACCGUGGAGUCUCGGCAGGCCCAGGACCUCGCCCGCAGCUACGGCAUCCCCUACAUCGAGACGUCGGCCAAGACGCGCCAGGGCAGCCGCUCUGGCUCUGGCUCCAGCUCCGGGACCCUCUGGGACCCUCCGGGACCCCCGUGACCCAGCAGCCCCUCUCGCUGGCGUGGAGGAUGCCUUCUACACGCUGGUGCGCGAGAUCCGGCAGCACAAGGUGCGCAAGCUGAGCCCGCCUGACGAGGGUGGCCCGGGCUGCCUGAGCUGCAGGUGCCUGCUCUCCUGACAGCGGCAUGGGUGCGGGCUGUGGAGGUGCCGGAUGAGACGCGGGCUGAGGAUGCAGGGAAGGAAGGAAGUGCUGCCAGAGCCUGGCCAGCCCAGGUCGGUGGACAGAGUGACCGCGGGCCUCCCGGGACGCUUUGCACAGACUGUCGUGAACUGACGCCGGCGGCCCCCAGUUGUCACUCUCCUCCAGCCCUGUCCUGGCCCACUGGGCACAGGCUGAGUCGCAGUAAAUUAUUUCAUGUCUUGA
This is a messenger RNA of Globicephala melas (long-finned pilot whale), 1378 nucleotides long. The record is from RefSeq and is a predicted model, not a curated record. Lineage: Eukaryota; Metazoa; Chordata; Mammalia; Artiodactyla; Delphinidae.